UACGCAGCUCUGCGUAUGGUUUUCAGAAUUUGGCGCGAGGUGCUUUCAUGCUUGAAGUGUGUACGGCGCAGUUUGGUUUGGAUACAGACAGCACCUGAGCCCAGCUGUUAUGAAGCCAGACCGUCGUUAAACCUGGAUUAUGCUCACCAUCUUCAAAGAAAAGAGCUGAAACGUCCCGACACAAUGUCAGUGGCAGUUGAAACCACAGUGUCCAGGGUGCCUCUCCCUAUUCCAACCCACUUUGCCCAUGCAGAGCAAUCCUUCUCCCUCAAAAAGCGCCGUCUCCCUUUCUCCACAUCCUCUACGUCCGACUCAUCCUACUCCUCCCCUGCCCUGCUGUCACAUUCUCUGCCCCCGCUGCCACCAUCCAAAGGAUGUCCCCCUCUCAGUCGGAUGUUCCCCCAGCAUCCAUCCCCCUGGACACCCCUGUCACAUUCCCUUAGCAAGUCUCCCCCCCCGGAUUCUGUGUACAAUCCCAGCAAACAGCAGUCCUACUUCAGUCAGUGCUUCACUAAUUUGGGACUGCUGGGCAGAGGAUCCUUUGGGGAGGUCUACAAGGUGCAAAGCAAAGUGGACCGCUGCCAGUAUGCAGUUAAGCGCUCCGCUCACCGCUUCAGGGGCAACAGUGACAGGAACCGUAGCGUGAGGGAAGCCAGGAACCACGAGCGCCUCUGUCCUCACCCUCACAUUCUGAAUUUUGUGGCAGCCUGGGAGGAGUGUGGCCGACUGUACAUCCAGACGGAGCUGUGUAGCACCAGCUUGCUGCUCCACGCUGAGAAUCAGCCACCUGGGCCAGAUGAGGCUUCAGCGUGGGCCUACCUGUGCGACCUCCUCUCAGCGCUGCAUCACUUGCACUCUCAUGGUUUUGUGCAUCUGGACCUCAAGCCGGCAAAUGUCCUUAUUACUGACUCUGGCCGUCUCAAGCUGGCGGACUUCGGGCUGCUGUUUGAGCUCAAACAGAAGAACACAGCAUCUGUAGAGGGCAAAGUAAAAGAUGACGUCCAGGAGGGGGAUCCCAGAUACAUGGCGCCUGAGCUGCUCCGUGGGGAGUAUGGACCUGCUGCAGACGUUUUCAGUUUGGGUGUUUCUAUUCUGGAGCUUGCCUGUAACAUGGAGAUUCCGAAUGGUGGGCAGUGCUGGCAGCAGCUCAGACAAGGCUGCCUCCCCUCAGAGUUUACCAGUGUCCUGUCAACUGAGCUUCAGACGGUCCUGCGCAUGAUGCUGGCCCCAGAACCAUCUGACAGGCCGACAGUCUCUGAGCUUCUGUCUCUCCCCUCUGUUAGGAAGCACAGGUGGAAGAGGCGCAUCUAUCUAAUGGUGGCCGAGACCGUGUUGACACUGGUCUCCCUCUGCCAGUCGUUGUUGUGCCUCGGGUGUAGACUCGUGUCCUCCCUUCACUUGCCCUUUCUUUCCCACUGGACGAAGCCGGUGCCCUGCACUCCUCCUAAAGGAAGCUGGGACAAGGAUUUAACUCUGCCUCUCAGUGCCAUGCACGCUGACUCAGGGAGCCCAGAGGAUGAUGCAGUGUUCCUGUUGGAUCCCAGAGACCCGGAGCUUUCCCCCACCUUCUCACACAGGGUCAAAUCCAGACUGUCUGUGGGAAGCACAUCCACUCCUCUCCCAGUUUCACCGAGACACAACCAUCACAGCCCUGCCCACACACCCACUCACUCACGCCUGGAUGAGUGGUCCUCCUUAGCACACACCCCCUCCAGCAUCCACUCAAAUGGUUCCUGCCACACACUCACGCCCAGUGCGAGCCCCAUACACGCAGAGCUUUAUGUAGAUUGCAAGAAUGAAAAUUCCAUGCAGAGCCGACAGUGUUCAUCCACCAAGUCCUCACAGCGACGCGGUCGCAGCUGGGUCCGAACGGAGGAGGCACUACCGCGACCCAACUUUGAACCAAAGAACCUGCUCCAUCUGUUUGAGGACACAACUGUAGAGGCAGAGCCAUGAGUACAAAGCUGCCAGUUUACAUUCAGGGGAUAAAGGUGUUUUCACUUUAACAUGUCGGGUAAAGAGGGACUCGUGCAUGAAUGUAUUCAGUUUGUAUUAAGUGUUUCUGCCAUUUUGUAACAGUCCUACGCAGCUUCUUUUAACAUGUAUCUGAAAAGAACAUAUUUAGGGGAAAAGGUUUGAAUAUGAACUCUUUAAAGCACUUUUUAUGUUUGUGUAAAUGCAAUCUGUUGCUGAAAUGACAAGUCAUGAUGUAUUGUUAAAUAAGUUAUCAUUAACAUGGUGAACACUGAGCUGUGUACUUCAUGAGUUACAGCAGAAAAUAAAACAAAGGGAAACUGAA
Molecule: messenger RNA, 2299 nt
Organism: Epinephelus lanceolatus (giant grouper)
Lineage: Eukaryota; Metazoa; Chordata; Actinopteri; Perciformes; Serranidae
Gene: pkmyt1
Product: protein kinase, membrane associated tyrosine/threonine 1
Biological process (GO): protein phosphorylation; meiotic cell cycle; negative regulation of G2/MI transition of meiotic cell cycle
Cellular component (GO): cytoplasm; nucleus
Molecular function (GO): protein kinase activity; ATP binding
Source: RefSeq, a predicted model, not a curated record